Thrips palmi is the source of this 533-nucleotide messenger RNA. Its product is annotated as roquin-1-like. Lineage: Eukaryota; Metazoa; Arthropoda; Insecta; Thysanoptera; Thripidae. Bases 51 to 533 code for a protein of 160 amino acids. The record is from RefSeq and is a predicted model, not a curated record. The transcript is spliced from 5 exons.
AACAGGAGGGACAAGAGCUUUCGAAAAGCUUGUUUGUGACGAAUGCAGCCAUGAACGUGAUACCUCUCUUUCACCGUACCCUUCAGUCGUCGUCUAGUCGUGCAAGAGGACGCGGUUCGAUGGAGUGCGACGUGUGCAUGCAGCACUUCGACUCGGCAGAGCGCCGCCCCAAGGUGCUCCUCUGCGGCCACACGUACUGCUUGUCGUGCCUGAGGCAGCUGGCCACCAAGAAGUGCCCCGUCGACGAGAAGGCUUUCCAGCUUGACGCGUUGGCCGACAACUUCAAGCUGCUCAGUGCGACCCACAGGCCGACCCGAUUCUGGUGUGUGUCCUGCGAGAAGGAGGCGACCGAGCACUGCGUGAGCGAGCACGACAUCCGCAGCCUCAAGAAGCAGCGCACCGCGGCGGCAGAGCACCACCUGGAGGCGCUCCGGCAGGGCGAGGAGGCCCUGGCCGCGCUGGGCGGCAUGCUGGACGAGGCGACCGUCAUCAGGCAGAUGGAGGACUGCAGCGACACGCUGCAGCGCGAGUAA